AUGAUCGUAAAAAACUACCAGCACAUUCUUGCCAUGGAAUUUGCCACUCAUCAGAUCAACAAGGAUAUGAAGCUGUUAUCCAACAUCACACUAGGAAUGGAGGUUUAUGAAAACAAUUUCAAUGUAAGGCUUGCCAAUAAGAACAUCCUAGAUCACCUCUUUCUGAAAGAAGAGAAUCCCAUCAACUACAAGUGUGUCAGAAGGACCAAGAGGAAGCUCUUGGCUAUCCUUGGUGGCCUCACCUCCCCAAACUCCAUCCACAUGGCCCAUAUUUUGAAUGCCUACAGGAUUCCACAGCUUCACUACUUUCUGAGACAUCUCUGUUUUAAUAACAGUGCAGGAGAUGAAAUCUCUUUUGAUGAGAAGGGGGGCUUUGACCCAGGAUACGACAUCUUCAACAUGGUGACUUUCCACAAUCAAUCCUUCCAGAGGGUCCGGAUCGGAAGGAUGGACUCCAAAGCCCCCGAUGGGAAACAGUUCACCCUCACUGAAAGUGCCAUUGCAUGGAAUCACAAGUUUCAGCAGGUACCUCCUCAUGCCAGAUGUGUGGAAAGCUGCCACCAGGGGUACAGCAAGGUUGUUCAGGAGGGAAAACAAGCUUGUUGCUACCAUUGCACCAAAUGCCCCGAAGGAAGAAUUUCAGUCCAAACUGAUGCAGACCAAUGUGACAGAUGCCCACAAGAUCACUUUUCCAGUGCAGAAAGAGAUCAGUGUCUUCCCAAAUCUUUCAGCUAUUUAUCCUUCAGUGACCCCUUGGGAGUCGCUCUGACUUCCUUGAUUCUUUUCUUUUCGGCAACCCUCAUUUUAGUGGCAGUGACUUUCAUUCUGCACUGGGACACCCCCAUUGUCAAAGCUAACAACAGGAACAUCACAUGUGUCCUUCUUUCCUCUCUCCUUCUUUGUUUUCUGUGCUCCUUUCUGUUUAUUGGGAGCCCGGGGGAAGUGACCUGCUUUCUCAGGCAACCUCUGUUUAGCACCAUUUUCUCCAUCUCAGCUUCCUGUGUCUUGGCCAAAACCAUCACUGUUGUUCUAGCCUUUCUGGCCACUAAGCCAGGAAACCGGAUGAGGAAGUGGCUAGGGAGAAGACUGGCAGGAUCCAUCCUUGUCCUCUGCUCCUUUAUGCAAGCUGUUUUCUGUCUAGUGUGGUUGGUUACAUCUCCUCCUUUCCCAGAGUUAGACAUGCACUCCCAGACAGACACAAUCAUAGUACAAUGUAAUGAAGGCUCCGAUUCCAUGUUCUAUGUUGUCCUGGGCUACUUGUGGCUACUGGCCAUUAUCAGUUUCACUGUAGCUUUCUUUGCCCGAAAAUUGCCUGAUACUUUCAAUGAAGCCAAGCUGAUCACCUUCAGCAUGCUUGUGUUUUGCAGCAUUUGGGUGUCCUUCAUUCCUGCUUAUCUGAGCACCAAAGGAAAAUACAUGGUGGCUGUGGAGAUCUUCUCCAUCUUGGCUUCUACUGCUGGCCUGCUGGGCUGCAUCUUUUUCCCCAAGUGCUACAUUAUACUGUUAAACCCACAUCUAAACACAAAAGAACAUCUGACCAGGAGGAGAGGGUCAGUGAGAGUUUGGAAUCCAUUUGUAGGCAGCCCUCCAAUACACCAGGGAAAUAUCCUGCCUCCACAGAUGAAGUGA
Molecule: messenger RNA, 1629 nt
Organism: Candoia aspera
Lineage: Eukaryota; Metazoa; Chordata; Lepidosauria; Squamata; Candoiidae
Product: vomeronasal type-2 receptor 26-like
Exons: 5
Coding region: 1-1629 (542 amino acids)
Biological process (GO): G protein-coupled receptor signaling pathway
Cellular component (GO): plasma membrane
Molecular function (GO): G protein-coupled receptor activity
Source: RefSeq, a predicted model, not a curated record